Molecule: messenger RNA, 759 nt
Organism: Meloidogyne enterolobii
Lineage: Eukaryota; Metazoa; Nematoda; Chromadorea; Rhabditida; Meloidogynidae
Source: the annotation of a GenBank genome assembly
AUGUUACACAACCCUUCCAAUUCUGCGACACGAGAUCGUCUUAUGAAAAAAAUUUUGCGGUACAACGACCAACUUUCGUUCGGCCAAAUUCGUAUGGAGAGAACUUUUGACUUUUCUGACUCAUAUCGGAUUGUCAAAACAAAUAACAUGAUUAGCUAUAUGCUAUUUGAUUUUCGACAGCCUGGUGGACAACAUCAACCUGAAUUACGAGGUCAACUCUACACAAUACCGCCAAAUUCUUCUGAAAUUCGACUAAAUGAUUUAUCUUCUGAAAAUGAAUUAGAUCCUAUUAUUCUGCAAGAGCUGUUUAACAUUUUGAAACAAAAUCAUUGGAUGGCUGAACUCUUCAAAAUUGCCUCAGACGUUUAUCAAGAUCUUUCGGCCGACUUACAGCUUCAGUUCCGAAUGCUUGUAGUUGAUGCCAAUAAACGCGGAACUGAGCGCACUAUUGAAAACGUUCCACCACUUGAUAUUAAUCCAUCUGAUGCUUCUGUGUUACACCAAAUUCAUCCUGGACGCCUUAGUGUUGAGACUGCCGCAGGAAGCCAGCUUGUCGCGCAAUUUUAUUUGGAUAAUGGGGAGAAUGUUACACCAGAAGGAAAAUAUGACGUAAUUCUAACAGGGCAAAAAGGAACAGGUCAAGUCAGUCUGAAAUGGUGGCACCGUGCAGCUGAUGCAGCAUGUUUCCCUAUUCUAUUUCCAAAAGGACAAAAUGGAUUUGCUUAUUUUGCGAACUGGAGAAAGUUUACAAGGAGCUAG